CCUCUCUCUCUCACUCUCGUUAUCCCCCACUUUCUCUCUCUACAUUUCUACUGCUAUACAUACAGAAACAAAGUAGAGUAUAUAUAGAGGCUUGGCCUAGGGUUUAUCGGGGAGAGAAAGAGGAGUUAGAAAUGGGGCAGCAGUCAUUGAUCUACAGCUUCGUCGCGCGUGGGACGGUGAUCCUCGCCGAGUACACCGAGUUCACUGGGAAUUUCACCGGAAUCGCUGCGCAGUGCCUCCAGAAAUUGCCUGCCACCAACAACAAGUUCACCUACAACUGCGACGGUCACACCUUCAAUUACCUUGUCGAGGAUGGAUUUACAUAUUGUGUUGUGGCUGUUGAAUCUGUUGGAAGACAAAUUCCUAUUGCGUUUCUUGAGCGAGUUAAGGAGGAUUUUACUAAGAAAUAUGGUGGAGGCAAGGCUGCUACGGCUGUUGCCAAUAGCCUGAAUAGAGAGUUUGGGCCCAAAUUGAAGGAGCAAAUGCAGUACUGCGUGGAUCAUCCAGAGGAGAUCAGCAAGCUGGCAAAAGUGAAAGCUCAGGUUUCAGAGGUCAAAGGGGUGAUGAUGGAAAACAUUGAAAAGGUACUUGACCGUGGAGAAAAGAUUGAACUUUUGGUAGAUAAAACUGAAAAUCUUCGCUCUCAGGCACAAGAUUUUAGGACGCAAGGAACCAAGAUGAGGAGAAAGAUGUGGUUACAGAAUAUGAAGAUAAAGCUGAUUGUCCUUGGCAUUAUCAUUGCCCUGAUCCUUAUCAUAGUUUUAUCAGUCUGUGGUGGAUUCAAAUGUCACUAGAUUGUUUGCAUAUGUUUGUCCUUAUAGGACGCCCACCCCCAUGUUGCUUCAUCAUUUGAUUAGCUGUUAUUUCCCCUAAAAUUUUUUGGUGACUUUAUUUUGCCCUUUUGUUUUGAUCUGUAUUUUGUGAGACUAUGCUUGUAUAGUUUGUACUUCUGGAUCCUCUGAAUAUAUUAGUAAAAGAGUCAUAGAUCUGGGAAUGAAAUGUGAGAUGCUGUGCCGACGAUGUCGCACAUUUAAGAUUUA
Sesamum indicum (sesame) is the source of this 1040-nucleotide messenger RNA. Its product is annotated as vesicle-associated membrane protein 721. Gene Ontology annotation, cellular component: membrane. The record is from RefSeq and is a predicted model, not a curated record. Lineage: Eukaryota; Viridiplantae; Streptophyta; Magnoliopsida; Lamiales; Pedaliaceae. Gene Ontology annotation, biological process: vesicle-mediated transport.